UCCCAGGCCUGAGGGGACAUUCCCUCAGCCCACCUCAUCUGACGGCGAGGAGUCUCUGACUCCGCGAGGUCUCCGAUUGUCCGAGGAACCCGCGCCCUGCAGAGACCCGAGCUCUGAUCUCUUUUUUGUCGUGUUUGAUCUCGCUCCAGCUGUAGGCAGAGUUGCUUUGUGUCAGCCACGCUUUACAGAUAGGUGCGCUGCGGCUCAGAGAGCUGAAUUCGCCUGGGGAGUUGGCACUAGUUGCAGUGUUUCUGAUUCUGUUAAGCCUUGGCCCCAACAUGUGCCUAAGGCGGCUUCUGCAGUCCUCCCAGCUCCAGCGGGCUUGGACGGCGGCCUUCCUGAAACAUGUCCAGGGCAGGUGCCCAGGAGCCCGGAGAUGGACGCAUUCUGGAGGUGGCCCCUACAGAGCAGUGAUUUUUGACAUGGGCGGAGUUCUGCUUCCUUCUCCAGGGAGCGUGGCCACAGAAUGGGAGGUACAGAAUCAUAUCCCUUCUGGAACUGUAGUGAAGGCCUUGAUCUCAGGUGGCGAAAAUGGGCCCUGGAUGAAAUUUAUGAGAGCAGAGAUAACAACAGAAGAUUUCUUACAAGAAUUUGGGAGACUUUGCUCUGAAAUUUCAAAGACCUCCGUGCCCGUGGACUCCUUUUUCUCUCUGCUGACCAGUGAGCGAGUGACGAAGCAGUUCCCAGUGAUGACUGAGGCCAUAACUCAGAUUCGGGCUAAAGGCCUUCAGACUGCAGUCUUGAGCAAUAAUUUUUAUCUUCCCAAUGGGAAGAGCUUUUUGCCCUUGGACCGGAAACAGUUUGAUGUGGUCGUGGAAUCCUGCCUGGAAGGUGUCUGCAAGCCAGACCCCAGGAUAUACAAACUGUGUUUGGAGAGGCUCGGCCGGCAGCCUUCUGAGUCCAUCUUUCUUGAUGAUCUUGGACCAAAUCUAAAAGCAGCUGCCAGCCUUGGUAUUCACACCAUUAAGGUUCAUGACCCAGAGACUGCAGUAAAGGAAUUGGAAACUCUUUUGGGAUUUCCAUUGAGAAUGGCUGUUCCAAACACUCGCCCUGUGAGAAAGACGAUGGAAAUUCCCAAAGAUGCUUUGGAGAAGUACCUCAAAGACUUACUGGGGACCCAACCCACAGGCCCAUUGGAACUCCUUCAGUUUGAUCACGGGCAGUCAAAUCCCACCUACUACGUCAAGCUGGCUAACCAUCAGCUGGUUCUGAGGAAGAAACCCCCCGGGACACUCCUUCCAUCUGCGCAUGCAGUAGAGAGGGAGUUCAGGAUAAUGAAAGCCCUUGCAAAUGCUGGAGUCCCUGUCCCCAAAGUUCUUGACCUUUGUGAAGACUCAAGUGUCAUUGGUACCCCUUUCUAUCUGAUGGAAUACUGCCCAGGCCUCAUCUACAAAGACCCCUCUCUGCCAGGCUUGGAGCCCAGCCAGAGGCGGGCCAUCUACACUGCCAUGAACAGAGUCUUGUGCAAGAUUCACAGUGUGGACCUCAAGGCUGCAGGCCUGGAAGACUAUGGGAAACACGGGGACUAUGUUGCACGUCAGGUGCAAACGUGGAUCAAGCAGUAUCGAGCCUCAGAAACCAGCACCAUUCCAGCAAUGGAGAGGCUCAUCGAGUGGCUGCCCCUCCACCUUCCCAGGCAGCAGCGGACCACAGUGGUGCACGGGGACUUCAGACUGGACAACCUGCUGUUCCAUCCGGAAACUGCCGAGGUGGUUGCUGUCCUGGACUGGGAACUUUCUACCUUAGGCGACCCCCUUGCCGAUGUGGCCUACAACUGCCUGGCUCACUACCUGCCAUCCGGUUUUCCCAUUCAGCCAGGGUUGAGUGACUGUGGUUUGACUGAGCUGGGAAUCCCUACUGCAGAGGACUAUUUCAGGAUGUACUGUCUUCACAUGGGGAUCCCUCCUGCUGAGAACUGGAACUUCUACGUGGCUUUCUCCUUCUUCCGCAUUGCUGCAAUCCUGCAGGGAGUCUACAAGCGCUCACUCACAGGGCAAGCAAGCUCGGCAACUGCAAAACAAACUGGGAAGCUGACAGAAUUUAUGUCUAACCUGGCAUGGGAUUUUGCAAUCAAAGAGGGGUUCCGGGUUUUUAAGGAAAUGCCGGCCACCAAACCAUUAACGAGGUCCCACCACACAUGGUGCCUGCUGAGGACCCCAGGCACGAGGAGUUAUGUCACCUCCAGAGACUCUUCUCCAGCUUAUGCCUCAAAGGAAGCUCUGAUCUUCUCUCCAGAAGGCCUUCCCCCCCGAGUCAGGGAGCUAUAUCAGCGCCUGAAGGAGUUUAUGGAACGACAUGUAUACCCCGCUGAGCCGGAGCUACAGCGUCACCAGGCCUCGGCCGAGAGGUGGACCCCGUCCCCGCUGGUCGAAGAUCUCAAGGAGAAGGCCAAGGCUGAAGGACUUUGGAACCUUUUUCUACCCCUGGAGACUGAUCCCAAGAAGAAAUAUGGAGCAGGGCUGACCAACAUGGAGUACGCACAUUUGUGUGAGGUCAUGGGCACGUCUCUGUACGCUCCCGAGAUUUUUAACUGUUCUGCUCCAGACACGGGGAACAUGGAGCUUCUGGUUCGAUAUGGCACUGAGGAACAGAAGGCCCGCUGGUUGAUUCCAUUGCUGGAGGGAAAGGCUCGCUCCUGUUUCGCUAUGACUGAGCCCCAGGUCGCCUCCUCCGAUGCCACCAACAUCGAGUCUUCCAUCCGAGAGGAAGAUGGCUUCUAUGUCAUCAAUGGUCACAAGUGGUGGAUCACAGGUAUCCUGGAUCCUCGCUGCCAGCUCUGCGUGUUUAUGGGAAAAACAGACCCACAAGCCCCACGCCACCAGCAGCAGUCCAUACUCUUGGUUCCCAUGGAUACCCCAGGGAUAAAAAUCAUCCGGCCUCUGACGGUGUAUGGGUUGGAGGACGCACCAGGUGGCCACGGUGAAGUCCUGUUCGAGCAGGUGCGCGUGCCCAAAGAGAACAUCAUCCUGGGCCCCGGCCGGGGCUUUGAGAUCGCCCAGGGCCGACUGGGUCCCGGCAGGAUCCAUCACUGCAUGCGGCUGAUUGGCUGCUCAGAGAGGGCGCUGGCGCUCAUGAAGGCCCGAGUGAAGUCCCGCGUGGCCUUUGGGAAGCCCCUGGUAGAGCAGGGCACGAUCCUGGCAGACAUUGCCCUGUCCCGCGUGGAGAUCGAGCAGGCCCGGCUGCUGGUGCUGAAAGCUGCCCACGUCAUGGAUGUGGCGGGAAAUAAGGCUGCAGCUCUGGAUAUUGCCAUGAUUAAAAUGGUGGCCCCAUCCAUGGCUUCCCGAGUGAUUGAUCGUGCUAUUCAGGUCUUCGGAGCAGCAGGCCUGAGCAGCGACCACCCACUGGCUCAGUUCUUCACUGGAGCCCGAGCCCUGCGCUUUGCUGAUGGCCCUGAUGAGGUGCACCGAGCAGCAGUGGCCAAGAUGGAGCUGAAGCACCGCAGUUAGACCUGCCGGAGCCCCGUCAUCCCCACCAGGCUUGUCGUGCCCAAAUUUCCUGAUGUGGUUUGAAAGACCUGGUAUCUGUGCUCCGUGCACCCUGCCUGGCAGCUCUGUCCUGGGACCCUUGUGAACUCAGCCUUCGUGGGUCCCCACAGAACACACUUCUGUAAGAAGCCUGGAGUUGCCUGUUUCAGGCAAGGAGGAAGGGGAGUAACCAAGAGCUGAGUGGGUUUUGGCACAGAGCCUGAAGAUCUGGUCUUUAGGCCAGGAUGGAGCUGCAUGGGCAGCCGGGCCCCUUCUCUCUGGCUGUGGUGUGCAAAGGCUGUGGGCAUCUGCAUGAGUAUUAGGAGUCCUGCUGGGGUGCUGGGCCUGUGGUUGCUCCCAAUACAGGGCCUUCUGCUCUGUCCCUCCCCACCCCUUCUCCCAGCUGAUGGCUGCCGCCUACAAACCUGGGGUGGGAGAACUCCUGGGCAAAAGGAAUGAAACCCAAAUCAUGAAGCCACUGCCAUCUGAUUUUCUUUCUUUGAAUAUCCAAAACACAGAACACUGAAAUGUUAAUUUAGAAAGAAACUUUGGAAACAUGGAAGAAUAAGAAUGUAUACUUCAGAGACAUCAUGAAUGCUCUAUAUCAUAUAAAAAGAAUGGAGAAUGAAGGCUGUCACUUCAACCCCUGUUUCAGUAAUGUCAGUUGCCUCCACAUAUUUAAGUUUACACAAGAUCCUGCCCAGUGCAUCAGCCUACCUGUACGCAUGGAGGGCAAAGACGCAGUGACCCAUAGUAGGUCCCAAAUCAGCCACCUCACUGCUACUCAUCUAAAGGUCAGCAAAAGACCAUGGUGUUCUGGUGUGUGAGGGCCAUCCUCCAUCUGCUCUGUAGUCAGAAUAUUUGUGGGGAGAGGAGGUGGUGGGGAAUAUGUCAUUACAAUCCAGAGAGCAGUACUUUUCCCACAGAGAAAGGUGGACAUGCUUGCUCACUUGAGGUCUGAAUUCAAGGGAUGGGUGCCCAUGAGCCCAGGCAGUGGUUGGAGAUAAGCCACUGGCUCUUAGGGCCUGGUCUGCUAAUCUCGUGAUCUGGGAUGAUGUGGCCAACAGCUGCCCGUUUCAGGUCAGACCACAUGGGCAGGCAUCACCCUUCACUGUCUGCUGCCUUGCAGACCUGGCCCCCUCAAAGAACUGCUUUACCAGAGAGAACACCCACCUGCUGCAGUUACAACCGCAUGCCUUCAGGGUACCAGGGAGCCAUGGGGGGCUUGUGAAAAUGCUCCUCAGAUGUCCUUGCCUCAGUGGUCUAGGGAGGCAGGCCCUCCUCUACUGCUUGUUGCUCACAAAUAUAAUUAAAUUCAACUCCUCCCCCACAAUGAAUUGCUAUCACAAUACCAGCCACACUGGCAAACAACCUUUUGAAAACUGUGGCCGGGUUCUAGCAGCCUGAAUUCUUGCUUUAAGUCUUAGUGAGGAGGGGUGUGAAAAAGGAAGUGCUCUGGCACGUGUAUCAUGUGACCCUCAGAUUUCUCUCAUGGCCUCUGAAGUUAAUUUAACCUUGCUUGUUAACUAGUGCAGCUGCAGGGAUGAAAAUAGAAGCUAUGGGGCGACCCCACGUCUCCCUCAGGUUCUGUCGGGAAAGGGGAAGCCCUGGGUAGGACAGUGAGCAUGCUUAAAGGAUGUGAGUCACAGAGAUGUGGCCUCCAGUAGCCCCUCAUCCAGGAUCUCCCAUCCUGUGAAACAGUUCCACUCACCGCUGUCAACUGUACCCUUCUUCUUGGUUGGGCACUGGUCUAGGCCUUGGGGAAUGUGCAGGAAAACAAACUGGUCCAGUUGCUGAUACCAGGGGGCCCUUGGCCCCUUGACUCCCUGGUACCCUGAAGGCAUGUGGUUGUAACUGUACCAGGUGGGUGUUCUCCCAAGUAGGGGAUGGCGGUGAAUAUCUGAGAUUGUGGUGGGUGAUGUGGGUGCUGUAAUAGGCACUGCUAGGGGGUGGGAGCUGGGGGCUCAGGAAGGGAAAACUCGUUCCAGAAGAGGCAUUUGAGCAAGACCUGAAUGAUAAGAAUGGGCAAGGGUGCUUCAGAAGAAGGAACAGCAGAUGCAGAGGCCCUGUAGGGCAGCCCAGUGUGUCUGGGUGUAGAAUACCAGAAGGUAGAAGGUGCUAGGCCAUGUGAGACCUUGGGGCCUUUGGUGGGGCAUUUAGCGUUGAUUCUAAACGUAACAAAACAGUAAGUUUAGGUCUUAGAGUGACACUUUGAUUUGAGUUUUUAAAAGCUGCUUCUGCUCUCCAAAGUUCACCAGGAUAAAGAAGGAAUAAAGGAGGAUUAGAGCUGGUUCAAAGUUCCCUAAUGCUGCAGAGGGCUGCAAAAAAACAACCCACAAAGUUAAAAUUAAAAAAAAAAAAAAAGAAGAAGGAAAGGUGGGGGAUGAGGGGCAGGGGUCUCAACAAGUUAUGAGCAAAAAAUUUGAAGAAUAAAGGAAAUUUAACCUGGUCUUUAUCUCUCUUUUUUCCCCUACCUUCAGCAAACAGUUGGCAUUUCUGGUUGGCCAAAUGUGCUAACUAAUGUGGUGCUGUGACAGCAUUGUGCUUCUCUGGAGUAGGAGUCUGUGUGUGGUUGUAGAUGCAUGCUUGGGCAUGAACAAGCUUGGCGGGUGAUGAGGGUGCCUGACCAGCUUUAUUUGGGGCACCUUAAUCUCUUGCCACCAUCCCUAUGUGGCUGGGUCUGCCUUCUUAUUAGCCUGUCUUGGGUAUGGGAACAAAAUGUCAUCCAUACAUAAUGAUUUUUUCUCACAUCAACUUUCUGUCUCAAAGCAAUUGAACACACAAUUCCUCUGCUCAACUCUUGGCAUCAGGGGCUAGAUUCCCAUUGGACUGAGCCCUCCCCAGUGGUCCCGUGACACUUGCAGGGCUCAGGGUCCCAUCUAGAAUGCCAGCUGUGAUGGGACGUCUAGCCCUCUCUUCCCAUUCUCCCCCACCUCACACUCCCUGCAGUUACGUGUGGUCCUGGCAUCCACAGCUGCCUGUGUUCCUCCCAGCCUUGAUUUCAUAUACUAGCAGAUAAUUCCAGAAUAAUCCUAGAAAGGCUGUAAGAAAGAGACUGGGUUCCAGAGAACUCCUCUGGUUGGGGCCCCUUUAGGAGAAUGUCACUGGAAGUGAUGUUGAAAGAAUAGGCUCCUACAUUCUCUGCCAGCAUUCAGAUUCCAGAGUCCCCAGUGUUCUUCUAAGAGGGGGCUCCUGUCACUACCCAGGGCUUCUGAGUUCCCCAGGGAUGCCUUGGGGAGGCCAGGGCUGUGCUGCCGCAGGCCUCUCCGUAGUUACAGGGAAACUGGAGGGCAAGCCCAGAGCUGAAGCUUUGGUUGAGCAUCUCUGGGAUCUCUGGAUUGGUAUUUAUACUGCCCUCCAUGGUGCCAUGAGGCUAUGGCUCUCUCCCCACCACUGAACUUGCUAAUGCAUGUAAGCAUCACAGCAGAAAGACGGGAGAGUCCCAGGCUCCAGCAACCUGGGGUCCAAACCUGUGAUCAUCUAUUGGACAAAUACUCUGGGAGCAGAGUUCUUUUAAUCAAGAUGGCUGAAUAGAGAAAUGAUUUCAGGGAAUUUUUAUCAGUACUAGAUUGAUAACCUAGGGGUAAAGAGCGGUCACAGAAAAACACAGACACUAAAGUGUUAAGGACAAAUAUUAACCAGUUAUACUCUACUGUAGCAAGAAUGAGGGCCCAGCAUGAACUGACCCAUUUGUACAGGGGGCAUCUUAGGGGGAGAAUGAAAGAGCAGGGAGGAGCAAUGGUGGGGUUUACACAGGGAAAUUCCUGCUAAAUCAACAGAAAUUGGGAAGGUGGAGGGUACCAGUCCACAUGAAAUUUAUCUGGGUUUGCUAACUGGCACUUAAAGAAGCUAGGUUCCUAGCCUCCUGUGGAGACAGGAAGGCAGGGUCCUAUCUUGAAGCACUGGCUGGAAUAAACUGGCAGUAACUUCUGGCAGCCUUGAGUUUCCUCAGGCAGGCACAUUCGCCAGGCUCCAGCCAUCCUAGGGAUGUGGCCUUGAGCUGCUAGAAACUGUGUUAGUGUCGGUUCAGGUCUUCGGAAGUGGUGGGGGUGGACCACAUCAUUCAUACUGAGAGUCUGUAGUUUUUGUAGGCUGAGGUUGAGGCCCAGUCAGCAAGAGUGCUUAGAGAAGCCUAGCAAGAGUCUAGUCAGGGAGAGGCUCUUUGUCAGUUAUGCUUCUGGAUUCAAAUGACCCUGGGUUUCAAACCUGCCUCUGUGACAGAUGAGUUGGGUGAUGACAGAGAAGAUAUUUUCAUCUCAUUGAGUUGGUUUUCCCAUUUGGAAAAUGGGAGAGAGCAGCAUUCCUUCCUAGGACUGUUUGGAGGUAAAAUGAACUGACUCAUGAGGAUUCAAUACAAAGCCCGUAGUACCUGCAGUGUGUCAUGUGGCUGGACUCUGGAGGGGGCUAAAGAGGAGGCUGUGCUCAAGUUGAGACACAGG
This is a messenger RNA of Dama dama (fallow deer), 7903 nucleotides long. Its product is annotated as acyl-CoA dehydrogenase family member 10. The transcript is spliced from 21 exons. The record is from RefSeq and is a predicted model, not a curated record. Bases 279 to 3446 code for a protein of 1055 amino acids. Gene Ontology annotation, molecular function: flavin adenine dinucleotide binding; oxidoreductase activity, acting on the CH-CH group of donors. Lineage: Eukaryota; Metazoa; Chordata; Mammalia; Artiodactyla; Cervidae.